Molecule: messenger RNA, 2096 nt
Organism: Paramormyrops kingsleyae
Lineage: Eukaryota; Metazoa; Chordata; Actinopteri; Osteoglossiformes; Mormyridae
Gene: rcn3
Product: reticulocalbin 3, EF-hand calcium binding domain
Cellular component (GO): endoplasmic reticulum
Molecular function (GO): calcium ion binding
Source: RefSeq, a predicted model, not a curated record
AGACAGUAAGACUGCCAACGCGUGCAGGUCAAAAAAAUCUGGGAGAAGUUGGGUUGGACGAGUAUUUGCUAAGGAAAUAUGAUGCUGAUGCAGUUGCUAGGAACAACAUCACUGUUUUUGGCGGUGGCGAUAGCUGUCCCUGCCCAGGAAAAGCGUGUGCAUCGCCACGGUGACCUGAGCGACCACGUGCACGACGACACGCACGGCUUUCAGUACGACCAUGAGGCGUUUUUGGGCAAGGAGGAGGCCAAGACCUUCGACCAGCUGACCCCAGAGGAGAGUAAAGAAAGACUGGGGAAGAUUGUGGAUCGCAUUGACACAGACUCCGAUGGCUACAUCAGCCACAAGGAACUCCACCAGUGGAUCAAGCACCGGCAGAGGAGGUACAUUGAGGAGAAUGUGGACAAGCACUGGAAGGAGUACGACCUCAACAAGGAUGGACUAGUGGCCUGGGAAGAGUAUAAGAAUACCACCUAUGGCUACUACCUGGAUGAGGAGUUUGAUGAUGUUGAUGACAAGGCAAGUUACAAGUCCAUGCUGGCCAGGGAUGAGCGCAGGUUCAAAGCUGCUGACAUCAACGGGGACGGCAUCGCCACCAAGGAGGAGUUCACAGGCUUUCUGCACCCUGAGGAGUACGAGCACAUGAAGAGCAUCGUGGUGACGGAAACGGUGGAGGAUAUCGACAAAAAUGGAGACGGACUAAUAAACUUGGAGGAAUACAUAGGUGACAUGUUCAACCCGGAGAACAGCGAGAGCGAGCCGAACUGGGUGAAGACCGAGAAGAACCACUUUGAGGAGUUCAGGGACACCAACAAGGAUGGGUUUCUUGAUGCUGCUGAGGUGUCCAAAUGGAUCCUGCCAGGAGAGGUGGACCACGCAGAUAACGAGGCUCAGCAUCUCAUCCACGAGACGGACACAGACAAGGACGACCGGAUUACCAAGCAGGAGAUUCUAGCCAAUUGGAACAUGUUUGUGGGCAGCCAGGCAACUAAUUACGGAGAAGACCUCACUAAGAAGCACGAUGAGCUUUGAUGAUGUCACACCUGGUGGGCGGGGGUGGGGACACCAUGGGUUUUGGUAUAUGGGAAGCUUCAUUGUGUAUUGGGGGGUGUGGGUGUCAAUCACUGAUGUAUAAGCAGAGUUAGUCUAUGGGGAGGGUGUUAUUACAUCACAGAUAAAAGGGGUCAGCCAAAAAGGUACAAUACAGACACAAACACAGCCGAAAGGAUGAUUCCUUUACAAAACCACAAUGACUCAUUUUUGCUCUUAUUUGUGUAUUUUGAACCCCCCAAAAUGCAUGCCAGUUUGCUGCCAUUCUGUACUCUGCCACAAUGGCACCGCUGUCCUGUUUAACACAGUUCUAUAGCACUAUACCAUUAGCAUCAUGAGCAGUUGUCAGUUUGCUGAGGUUCAUGGAGCCGGAAACUGGCUGGGAUAGAGCAUUUCUGGCGAUUUGCAGAACAUGUCCAGCAGAGCAGUAUAAUGAAUGCAGUUUGCAGGCACCACUCUGGCAUUUGGGGUCAGGGUAGGUUCAGACUGCACUGAUACCAACCACAGUGAGCAGAGAGCAGCACGGCGCACAGUCACGGCGUUGCUGGGACAGCAAACACAGGCCUGGCACAAUGUGAAGACAGUCACUGCUUCCCACUUUCAAAUAUCAAUAAAGCUGUUCCAUUUUUCAUAUGGCUUCUUGUAACUUCCUUGUACGAUCGUGUUGUGUUCUGUAGAACACAAACCUAGUAAGUAGGGAUGUAAAGUGCAAACUGGAAGGUAGAACUGGUGUUUACAAGGCCCUGCACCAGGAGCGUCCCAUUUGCUGAUUGUAAGAAAGCUGCAGGCCGCAGUCUGAGCUGAAAGGGUUAGUCUGUGUCGGUGGCUGGUUAGCUCUGUUUUCCGCCUCUGUUCAGGAUGGCCGCCUGUCUUUGGAUGAGAUUUUGGAGAAAGCAGAGUUCCUCUCUGUCAGCACCCUGACUGACUAUGGGGUUCUUCUGUCAGGUGUCCACGAUGAGCUCUGACUGGCCUCACACUUCAUUGGGGAUGGAGAAAGUGGACAUAUUGUCUGAUUUUGUCUGGCUAAUAAACCAUUACUGAUUUUC